AUGUAUAAAUUACAGAUUGAACUUGUACCUCCUAGUGUUCAAAAUACUAAUGGUCAAAGUUUAUCUAGAGUACCACUCUUUUCAAGCAUACCUCAAUCGAGAUUGGGUUCCUUACAAUCUACUAAUGGGUUGAUUGCUAAUGAUAAUGAUCAAUCUCUUAUGAGUAUUCAACUUCCAACGAGCCAAAUUAAUUUGCCAAAUUACUUUUCAUCAAGUUAUAACAAUAAUGCAAAGAAGUUUUUACAUUUUACAAAAUCAAUUAAUAAUUUAUACGAAUUAUCUGAAGAAAUUUUGAAUAAAUGUGAAAAAAUGUAUCCAAAUCUAGUAAAUGAUAUAGAAAUAAUAAGUUUACAAGAUUCGAAUUCUUGUGAUUUAGAUCCCGAUUUUAUUGUAAAAGAUGUAUUUAAUUUAGAUAAUACAGUACGAGUUAUAUUAAAAAAUGAAUUAGGUUCAGAUGAAGUAGAUGACAAUAUAUCACCUUAUGGCUCUUUGAAAAGAAAGAAGCUUAAUAAUGGAACUGCACAAUCAAAUGGUUCACAACAAUUGAAUGUAAUAAAAAAACGCCCUUCCGCGCAACUGAUGAAAAACACAACAAACAACACAUUAAGAAUUUCAACUCCAUUGGCUCAUCAAAUUUAUCCUCAACCAUUAUCAAAUUUUAAUCAAGAUAAGGAUAAUGAUGAAGAUAAUGAAGAUGCCGGGAAUAGAUCAUUCCUGCCGCCACCAGCUCAACCACAAUCUCCCGCUAUACGUAUAAGUUCAGUGUUUGAUUCAAAAAGAAUCAUUACAUCAGCAGAAAAUUCAGAUACUGUGUCAAAAUCGGAAACUGUAGACCCAAAUAAAUCAAAACAACAACGUUUCCUUUCAGGUACUCCAAUAAUCCCAACAAUGACACCUAACAGAGUUAUAUUAUCAGGACAAAGGGUAAUUUCAGAACAAUCCAACAAUUUAAAUAAUAGAUUAUUCGCAUCAGAGGACAAUUCAAGAAAAAUCGUACAAACACCAAGAAUAACGUCGGGAAUGCUAACUAUUCCAGAACCAAAGAUUUCUGAGGUUGAAAAAAUAUUAAAAGAGGGUCCAGCAAGUCCUUCAUCACUUCUACCUGCUAAACCAAAUAGAAUACCAAUGAAAAGCCGUCCAUCAAUCGAUGAAAAUUUAGCUGUAUCUGACGAAUCCAGUUCCAACGAAAACGAAGUUAUUGCAAAACUUGAACAUUAUUCUAAUCAAGAUAAGAAAGAUAUUUUCAAGCAACCAAUAUCAUCAAGUUCCCCAAAAGAUUCACAAAGAAUUUCAUCCUUAGAAGAGAGAAUUAAGCAAAAGACAGCAUUUAAUGUAAUUGGAGGUACUGACUCCAGAAGGAUCAAUACAUUUUCGGACAAUGAAAUUGAAGAAGAUGGCGGGGAAUUGGAGAAAGAAAUAAACUUUGCAGGAAAUAUUGGAAUCUCAAAAAUGAAGCCAACAUAUCCAGAUAAUGGGUAUGAACAAAAUCAAAAUAGUGCUAAUGUCGGAAAUGAAAAUAUUUCUGGAGAGGAUGAUGAAGAAGACGUGGGGAACGAUACAGUACGUAUCAGCCGUCCAAACUCACGCAUGAGAUCCUCCAUUGAAGGUCUUUCUGCAAGUAAAUCGGAGGUAUUUGCAUAUAAGAACAUACUGGAUGAUCAUCUUCUGGGUGACAGUAGACAAACUUCUCUGGAACCAACUAGUGCAGUGGAAGAAAAUGAUAUGGAUAAAAACAAUGCUAUCCCUGUGCCUAGUACUCCUCUAAAUAAAACUGACAGCUCGUCAAUUCAAUUUAGUCAAACACAAAGCGGUAGUAAAUCGGCUAAACAGGAAGAAGCAAAAAGAAUACGUGCUGAAAAAUUAGCCCAGAGAGAAGCUGCAAAGGUAGCAAGGCUUGAAGAGGCUAAUAGGAAGAAGGCUGAACGUGAAGCAGCAAGAAAAGCUAAACAAGAAGAAUUGUUAAGAAAGAAGGCCGAACGUGAAGCAGAAAAGAAGGCUAAGCUAGAGGCAAGAGGAGCUGCAAAAAUAGCAAGACAAGAGGAAUUGGCAAAGAAAAGGUCCCAAAAAUCCAAGGAAAAUACUCCAGAAACCGAAUCUUCUGAAGCUCAAAAGCAGGAAUCUACUAAAAAUAAUUCAGAAGAAGAAUCAGAUAAUACAAAGGAAAGAACAAGUGAAAUGAGCUCUGAAUCUUCUAAGAACAAAUUAGAAACCGAGAAAGAUAAUGAGAAAGCCAACCCAAUUCAGACAGUUGUUCCACCGAAACCAAGAGUUCCUGUUGGGCUGAUGACUCAAAUUAUGGACAAGAAAUCCGAAAGCUCCUCCGAUAGUUCAUCAAGCGAAGAAUCAUCAGAUGAAGAGGACGAGGAGGCCUCUUCAGAUGAGGAGACUUCAAAUAACAGUAAAAAAUCAAGGAGAAUUGUAGUAGACACGCCAAAGGGCCCAAUAAGCACCAGAGCCACUUUAUCAAAUAAUGUAGCUAUCGAACAUGUGCCUCAGUCGACUCAAAUUUCUGAAAAUGAUCAGGAAAAAUCUGCCACUAUUCAGAAUGAAAGUGUUCCUAUUAGAACUAGUACUACCCAAAGCUCUGGAAAGACCUCCCCAACAAAAGUUAAAACAAUGCUUCAGGGUUUGCCACCAAAGACAAGGCCUUCUUUAAGUUCACUGUCAGAUUUAGUCUCGAGAGGUGUUCCAGAGGUCAGAGAGAAAAAUUUCAAGCUGCUUGCAUCGAAACAGCAGCAAAACCUGAGCAAAAUUCAAUCUGAAGAAGAGUCUUCUGAAAGUUCGGAUGCAAUUGAAAAUAGCAAUUCAAGUGACUCGAGCGAUUCUAGUGACAGCGAUUCUGAUAGCUCAGAUGAUGAUAAUGGAUACAUCAGCAUCAAGUCUGCCAGUCAAAAGUUAGGAAAGAAGAAAAAGGUUAGUGGUGGAUUCGCUUCCUUGAUUGAGGAUUCGAAGAGAAAAAGCUAA
Messenger RNA from Vanderwaltozyma polyspora DSM 70294, 2964 nucleotides. RefSeq lists its product as uncharacterized. The transcript has a single exon. Gene Ontology annotation, biological process: negative regulation of septation initiation signaling; rDNA heterochromatin formation. The coding region runs from base 1 to 2964 and encodes 987 amino acids. Gene Ontology annotation, molecular function: phosphatase activator activity; rDNA binding. Gene Ontology annotation, cellular component: nucleolus. Lineage: Eukaryota; Fungi; Ascomycota; Saccharomycetes; Saccharomycetales; Saccharomycetaceae. The record is from RefSeq and is a predicted model, not a curated record.